Molecule: messenger RNA, 577 nt
Organism: Aedes albopictus (Asian tiger mosquito)
Lineage: Eukaryota; Metazoa; Arthropoda; Insecta; Diptera; Culicidae
Product: histone H3
Exons: 1
Coding region: 76-486 (136 amino acids)
Cellular component (GO): nucleosome
Molecular function (GO): DNA binding; structural constituent of chromatin; protein heterodimerization activity
Source: RefSeq, a predicted model, not a curated record
AUGCAUGUCCUCGACGACGGCAGUACAUUUCUCAGCAUCUAACAGGAUAAACACCCAAGCAAUUCAAAACGGAAAAUGGCUCGUACCAAGCAAACGGCGCGCAAAUCAACAGGAGGCAAGGCACCUCGCAAACAGCUGGCAACCAAGGCGGCUCGGAAGAGUGCCCCUGCUACCGGUGGCGUGAAGAAACCACAUCGCUAUCGGCCGGGAACGGUGGCCCUGCGAGAGAUCCGUCGCUACCAGAAGUCGACUGAGUUGCUCAUCCGAAAGCUGCCCUUCCAACGGUUGGUUCGCGAAAUCGCCCAGGACUUCAAGACCGAUUUGCGCUUCCAGAGCUCGGCUGUGAUGGCACUGCAAGAGGCGAGCGAGGCCUACCUGGUGGGCCUGUUCGAAGAUACCAACUUGUGUGCAAUCCACGCCAAGCGUGUGACCAUCAUGCCGAAGGACAUCCAGCUGGCCCGACGCAUUCGAGGGGAACGCGCUUAAUCAGGCAAAUAACAUUGACUUAUAUCUGGGAUAAAUGAUCUUUUUAUUUUUCAGGAACCUUUUUUGCAAAUGGUCCUUUUAAGGACCCCAA